AUGACAAUUACAAAACCAACUACCUUAAACAGAAAAGUUAAAUCACACGGUUUAAUCAAUGAUAGUAUUGGUGACAUGUUAACACGUAUUCGUAACUCUUGUUUAGCAAAAAAAUCAACUGUUUCAAUUCCAUUUACACGAUUAAACCAACAAAUUGCCCAAAUUUUAGAACAAGAAGGUUUUAUUCAAACGUAUCAAGUUUCUUUAGAUUCACAAGAUUUAACACUUCGCCUUAAAUAUAGAUCAAAAAAAAUCUAUCGUGGUAAGAAAAAAGAAUCAUGUAUUACAAAUUUAAAAAGAAUCAGUAAACCUGGUUUACGUAUUUAUUCUAACCAUAAAGAAAUUUUACGCAUUUUAGGUGGUACAGGCAUUGUUAUUGUGUCUACUCCUGAAGGUCUUAUGACAGAUCGUGAAGCUCGUCUUCGUGGUAUUGGUGGCGAAUUACUUUGUUCUGUUUGGUAA
Molecule: messenger RNA, 462 nt
Organism: Volvox carteri f. nagariensis
Lineage: Eukaryota; Viridiplantae; Chlorophyta; Chlorophyceae; Chlamydomonadales; Volvocaceae
Exons: 1
Coding region: 1-462 (153 amino acids)
Biological process (GO): translation
Cellular component (GO): ribosome
Molecular function (GO): structural constituent of ribosome
Source: RefSeq, a predicted model, not a curated record